This is a messenger RNA of Anneissia japonica, 2507 nucleotides long. RefSeq names its product 5-aminolevulinate synthase, erythroid-specific, mitochondrial-like. Gene Ontology annotation, molecular function: pyridoxal phosphate binding; 5-aminolevulinate synthase activity. Gene Ontology annotation, cellular component: mitochondrial matrix; mitochondrion. Gene Ontology annotation, biological process: hemoglobin biosynthetic process; erythrocyte development; heme biosynthetic process. Bases 247 to 2151 code for a protein of 634 amino acids. The record is from RefSeq and is a predicted model, not a curated record. Lineage: Eukaryota; Metazoa; Echinodermata; Crinoidea; Comatulida; Comatulidae. The transcript is spliced from 12 exons.
CUGGUAAUCACUGAACUGUCAUUAUGUUUUGUUGGUUGUGAAAGUCUUCCUUCUUAUUGGAGGCUUCAACAUUAUUCAGUUAAAGACACCUUUUGUUUGUAUACAAGGCUACACUUCAAUUAAUUCAUGUGUACUGACAUUUUCUAACACUUGGUUGCCUCUGCUCAGCGAUACUUAUUGUUGGAUUUAAAACAUUCAAGCUUAGGAUCAGAUUUUCUCUAUACGUGUACAGUACUAUCAUAUUUAAUGUUUAAUAUUUACAACCGAGUAACCAUGAACCAAGUGGCUCGCUUGAAGUGUCCAUUCCUUGGCCGGCUGCCCAACGGUUUUGCCAAACGGGCCGGCAGCUCUCUGUUCAGCUAUGCGGAGAGUUGCCCCGUUAUGACUCAAAUGCUUGCCCGACAUGCAUCCAGUAAGCAGAUGGAUAGUGAAGCUGAAGGAGCAAAAUGCCCAUUCUUGGCCGAGAUGAAGGACCUAAAGACAGUGGAGGAUGGCGAAGAGAAUGAGAACGUAAUUGAACGAAGCAGCACGCAGUUGCAAGGAAUAAAGACCAACGAUUCUAUUCCAUUAAAGGCAUCAUCAAAGGACCAGGUAGACACCACACCAGCCAAAGAUGAUGAAGCUGAUAAAGGGACCAUCUUGGACGCCAUCAAACACCUACCGACCAAGAACCCAGCAGAACUUGAGAAGGAGAAUGCUGAACUCAAGCUGGCUAUGAAGCAACAAGCAAUUAGUAUGAGUCAGAAGAAAUUCAAUAAAGAUGGCAAAUUUGAUUACGAAGAGUUUUUGAAGGCUGAAGUAGAUGGGAAGAAGAAAGACCAUACCUACCGUAUAUUCAAGAAAGUUGUCCGCGAUGCUAAUGAGUUCCCGUAUGCGAAAGAGUACUCGGAACCAGCGGAACCUUCAGAAAAAAACAGCGAUGGGCAACCGAUUUCCGUCUGGUGUUCUAAUGACUAUCUUGGAAUGAGCCGCCAUCCUAAGGUUCAGGAAGCCGUAAUUGACACUGUGUUGAAACAUGGAACUGGUGCCGGUGGAACCAGGAAUAUAUCCGGCAAUUCCACGUUCCAUGAGAAUCUGGAAAAGCAGUUAGGUAAACUGCACAAUAAGGAAGCUGGUCUUCUGUUUACCUCCUGCUAUGUGGCCAACCACUCCACGUUGUAUACCCUAGGACAGGCUCUACCAGGUUGUGAGAUUUAUUCGGAUGCUGGCAACCACGCCUCUAUGAUCCAGGGCGUGCGUGACAGCGGAGCACCCAAGUUUAUAUUUCGUCAUAAUGACCCCGAGCACCUUGAAGAAUUACUUAAGAAGUCUGACCCUGCUGUUCCCAAAAUAGUGGUGUUUGAGACUGUUCACUCAAUGACUGGUGCUGUGUGCCCAUUGAAAGACCUAUGCGAUGUCGCCCACCGCUACAACGCAUUGACCUUUGUUGACGAAGUUCAUGCCGUUGGCUUGUACGGUCGCCAUGGUGCUGGAGUUGCUGAACGUGAUGGUUGCCUUGACGACAUUGAUAUAGUUACUGGAACCCUAGGCAAGGCUUUUGGUAUGAUUGGCGGUUACAUCGCUGGCUCCGCCCACUUGGUGGACAUGGUGCGAAGUUUUGCAGCUGGAUUUAUCUUCACCACUGCCCUACCACCGAUGGUGCUGAAUGGAGCUAUAACCUCAAUCAACAUUCUUAGCAGCGAAGAAGGGCGUGCUUUGCGUCAUAAGCAUCAAGAUGCCGUGAAAGAAUUGCGCAACAAGUUGAUUUCAGCUGGGCUACCAGUAGUCCACUGCCCUAGCCAUAUUAUACCUAUUCAUGUUGGUAACCCCCAGGCUAGCACCCGCGUCGCAAAUCAAUUACUCGAGAAGCAUGGCAUGUAUGUGCAAGCGAUCAACUAUCCGACUGUGCCACGCGGGGAAGAGAAGCUACGAAUUGCACCAACUCCAUUCCACACCACCGAUAUGAUGGACGAGUUUGUAGCGUCCCUGACAAAAGUCUGGCAGGAGAGCGGGCUGAACUUUGACCAGAGUAUAUGCCCAGUCCAGUGCGAGUAUUGUCGCAUGCCGUGGAAACUGGAUGCGAUGUCGUGCCGUGAGAAGGAAUUCAUCUCGAAGGGUAUGAACAUCUCAUCGCUGAAUGAGAAUGCAGUAAUUGUGUCUCAAGCAUGUUAAGCCUGUAGGGAGUUUAUCCUUCUGGAGAAGAGAAGGGCGUUGAUCCUUCUUUGGGCUUCGUUCUUUCAUAGGCAUACUAGACGCUGUAUACCCAAAUUCUUUCUAUCUCUAUUAAAAUACUAGUAUUAGAUGUUAUUAUAACAAUUGUAAACUUACCUGCCAAUUACUGUACCCCAAAUUACUAUGUUAUCCAACCACACAUGCACUGCACAUAGGAAUUACAAAUAUAAUAAAUUCAAAUAACAACUUUCAAACAUACAGUAAUUGUGUGUAAAGUUUUUCUCUUUUAUUCUCAAGCAAUGCAAUGAAUAGGAGUAUAUUGAUAAUUAAAUUCUUAUUUUACUGUUUAAAGAAAU